GUGUCUCUUGCAGAGCUCUACUUCCUCAUCGCUCGGUUCCUGACCACCGGGCCCUGCCGGAGGGCGCUGACGGUGCUGGUGCAGGAGCUGGAGCAGCACCAGUUGCUUCCUAAAAGGUUGGAUUGGCAAGGAAAUGAGCAUUAUAGAAGUUACGAAGAAUUGGUGCUGUCCAACAAACAUGUGGCUCCAGACCAUUUGUUACAAAUUUGCAAGCGCAUUGGCCCUAUCCUGGAUAAGGAGAUACCACCCAGCAUUUCGAGAGUGAAUUCCUUACUUGGUGCAGGGAGACAGUCAUUGUUACGUACAGCAAAAGAUUGCAGGAACACUGUUUGGAAGGGCUCUGCGUUUGCUGCUCUUCAUAGAGGAAGACCUCCUGAAAUUCCUGUGAACUAUGGCACACCACCAAAUCUUGUGGAAGUACAUCGAGCAAAACAAUUAACAGGGUAUGCAAAGUUCAGUACUUCAUUUCCAGGAAGUAUGUAUCAGCAUAUCAAGAUGCACAGACGGAUUCUUGGCCAUCUUUCUUCCGUAUAUUGUGUUGCGUUCGAUAGGACUGGACACAGAAUUUUUACUGGCUCAGAUGACUGUUUGGUAAAGAUUUGGUCAACUCAUAAUGGCAGGUUAUUUGCCACGUUACGAGGACAUUCAGCAGAGAUUUCCGAUAUGGCUGUCAAUUAUGAAAACACUAUGAUUGCAGCUGGCAGCUGUGAUAAAAUGAUCAGAGUGUGGUGUCUGAGAACUUGUGCACCAGUUGCAGUCCUCCAUGGACACACAGGGUCCAUUACCUCGUUACAGUUUAGUCCAAUGGUGAAAGGCUCCAUGCGAUACAUGGUCUCUACUGGUGCAGAUGGAACUGUUUGCUUUUGGCAAUGGGAUACAGAUUCCAUGAAAUUCAACAAUCGGCCAGUGAAAUUCACAGAGAAGCCUAGACCAGGGGUUCAGAUGCUUUGUUCUUCAUUCAGUGUAGGUGGUAUGUUUUUAGCAACUGGCAGCACUGACCAUGUCAUCAGGAUGUAUUUUUUUGGCUCUGAAACACCAGAGAAAAUAGCUGAGUUGGAAAGUCAUGCUGACAAAGUUGACAGCAUUCAGUUUUCUAACAAUGGUGAUAGGUUCAUAAGUGGCAGUAGAGAUGGAACAGCUCGAAUCUGGCGUUUUGAGCAAGCAGAAUGGAGGAGUAUUUUGUUGGAUAUGUCCGAUAAAUUACCAGGUGACACAUGUUCAGAAGAAGACAAAUUUAUGAAGCCUAAAGUAACCAUGAUAGCUUGGAACCAAAAUGAUAACUAUGUUGUUACGGCUGUGAAUAAUCAUCUGCUCAAAGUUUGGAAUUCCAGUACAGGACAAUUGCUUCAUGACUUGGUGGGGCAUGCAGAUGAAGUAUUUGUCUUGGAGACCCAUCCUUUUGAUUCCAGGAUAAUGCUGUCUGCGGGUCAUGACGGCAACAUCUUUAUAUGGGACAUUACCAAAGGCACAAAAACAAAGCAUUAUUUUAACAUGAUUGAAGGCCAAGGACACGGUGCUGUUUUUGACUGUAAAUUUUCACCAGACGGGCAGCAUUUUGCAUGUACAGAUUCUCAUGGGCAUCUAUUGAUAUUUGGUUUUGGCUGUAGCAGGUCUUAUGAAAAGAUUCCUGAUCAGAUGUUCUUCCACACUGACUAUCGGCCACUUAUUCGAGAUUCUAACAAUUAUGUCCUAGAUGAGCAGACUCAACAGGCUCCUCAUCUCAUGCCCCCUCCCUUCUUAGUAGAUGUGGAUGGAAACCCUCAUCCAACAAAAUAUCAAAGAUUGGUGCCAGGAAGGGAGAAUUGUGCAGAUGAACAUUUGAUUCCUCAACUUGGAUAUGUAGCAACAAGUGAUGGAGAAGUGGUUGAACAAGUUAUAGGCCAACAGACAGUUGAUCAGGAUGAGCAAGGCUUGGAGCCCAGCAUUCUUGAUGGCAUGAUUAGACAACUACAACUACAGCAAGAUCAAAGAACUGGAGCUGAUCAAGAAUCUGCUUCAAGUGGUCCACAAAAUGGGGAAGGAACACCUAGAAGAGCUUUUAGAAGACCAAGUUUCGAUAUCCAGUCUCCUCCCAAUAUUGGUCUGCGGCGUAGUGGACAAGUUGAAGGUGUGCGUCAGAUGCAUCAGAACGCUCCACGCAGUCAGAUGGCUACUGAGCGAGACCUUCAGGCUUGGAGACGAAGAGUCGUUGUACCAGAAGUACCACCAAGCUUACUCAGGAAGCAGGAAGAAUAUCGAAUUGCAAAAGGGGAAGAAGAGAGAGAUUUUUAUGCAACAGAGAAGAAAAAGUCAUUCGAGUCACUGGAAAAGAGUGACUCUGAGUGUUCAUUAAUACAAUCUAAGCGUAAACUGCAUAGACGGAAAUAUCCCAGUUACCGAACACGGAAUAAUAUUGAACAACUGGAGUCUUCUGAUGAGGAAAGAGAUAACUGCUUUGGCUUGAUAGAGCAGGAAGCCGAAGAAAGUGAGGGCUCUGGCUCAUCUGAUGAAGAGGAAGAGUGGAGAAGUGACAAGAAAAGCAACAGUAAUAGUUCUAGUGAUUCUUCAAGUAGAUACUCUGACUGGAUCGCUGAUGCAGGGAUUAACCUACAACCUCCUGUACGGACUUCUCGACGGAAAGCUAUUAGAUAUUGCAGUACUUCAGAAGAUGAAGUUUCAGCAGAGAAAUCAUCUCCUCCAAAGAGAAGAAGAAGAAAAAGAAGAAAAAAGCCCAAACCAAAAAAGCAGGAGGAGGCUAAUGCUGCAGCACAACCAGUAAACUUGGAAUUGUCGUAUGAUUGGCAUCCUCCUGUUUGGAUAACAGACACAGCUCUUCGAAGAUCCCCUUUUGUUCCUCAGAUGGGCGAUGAGGUAAUAUAUUUCCGACAAGGACAUGAAGCUUACAUUGAAGCAGUUAGAAGAAAUAAUAUUUAUGAACUGAAUCCACACAAGGAGCCCUGGAGAAAAGUAGUCCUUAGGGAUCAGGAAUUGGUAAAAAUUGUUGGAAUUAGAUAUGAAGUUGGUCCUCCCACGUUGUGUUGCCUCAAGCUUGCCUUUAUAGAUCAUGCCACUGGAAAACAUACAGACAAAUCAUUUUCCAUCAGAUACCAUGAUAUGCCAGACGUUAUCGACUUCCUUAUAUUGCGUCAGUUCUAUGAUGAAGCACGGCAAAGGAACUGGCAAGCUUCUGAUAGGUUCCGAUCCAUUAUCGAUGAUGCAUGGUGGUUUGGAACAGUGUUGGGUCAAGAACCGUAUCAGCCUCAAUAUCCAGAUAGUCACUUUCAGUGUUACAGUGUUAA
Molecule: messenger RNA, 3278 nt
Organism: Tauraco erythrolophus (red-crested turaco)
Lineage: Eukaryota; Metazoa; Chordata; Aves; Musophagiformes; Musophagidae
Source: RefSeq, a predicted model, not a curated record